This is a messenger RNA of Capronia coronata CBS 617.96, 618 nucleotides long. RefSeq names its product Ras-like protein Rab7. Gene Ontology annotation, biological process: regulation of vacuole fusion, non-autophagic. Gene Ontology annotation, cellular component: late endosome; phagocytic vesicle; vacuole. Lineage: Eukaryota; Fungi; Ascomycota; Eurotiomycetes; Chaetothyriales; Herpotrichiellaceae. The coding region runs from base 1 to 618 and encodes 205 amino acids. Gene Ontology annotation, molecular function: GTP binding; GTPase activity. The transcript is spliced from 3 exons. The record is from RefSeq and is a predicted model, not a curated record.
AUGUCGUCGAGGAAGAAGGUGUUGUUGAAGGUUAUCAUCCUCGGUGACAGCGGCGUGGGCAAGACGAGUUUAAUGAAUCAAUAUGUGAACAAGAAAUUCUCCACCUCCUACAAGGCCACCAUUGGCGCCGAUUUCCUUACCAAAGAAGUCACGGUCGAUGAUAGAACCGUCACGCUACAAUUGUGGGAUACGGCAGGCCAAGAGCGCUUCCAGUCCCUCGGGGUCGCCUUCUACCGCGGCGCCGACUGCUGCGUAUUGGUGUACGACGUCAACUCGACCAAAUCGUUUGAGACACUCGACUCCUGGCGCGACGAGUUCCUCAUCCAAGCCAGCCCGCGCGACCCGGAGAGCUUCCCCUUCGUUGUGCUGGGCAACAAGAUUGAUUUGGGUGAAGAGCGGAGGAUGAUUUCACAGAAAAGGGCCCUCGCCUACUGCCAGCAGCGCGGCCAGAUGCCUUACUUCGAGACCAGCGCCAAGGAGAGCAUCAACGUCGAACAGGCCUUUGAAGUGAUUGCAAGGAAUGCUUUGGCCCAGGAAGAGAGUGAGGAAUACGGCGGCGACUUCUCGGACCCUAUCAACAUCAAUCUUGAUCAAGAGAGGGACGGAUGUGCUUGUUAA